AUGGAUCCACUGCAGAAAUGGGAUCCACUGUUGAUUUCUAUGCCUUCCUGCAUGGCCACUGUGACAAGCUCCCAAGAGGCCUCAGCCUUCCCUCAGCCUUCCUCCUCAGAAAAGCUAAGUGUGGGGCUCAGUGGGCUGAGCCUCAGCCACAGCCCCGGCUCAGGUGUCCCUGCCCCUCUGUCACAGGGGCUGCUCCAGCAGCAGGCCAGGGAGAAGAAGGCCCUGUGGCAGCAGUACUGGGAGAAGCAGGGCUUUCCUCAGAGGAAGAAGGUCUUCCUGAGGCACUCAAGACGCUGGCACCGGGAUCACAUGGCACCUUACCUGCUUGAAAGGGAUGUCAGAGGAGGCAGAUCUCAGAAUCAGCUCCUCUGCCAGGGCCACGUGCUUAAUAGUGCUGGGGUGAGUGGAGAGAGGAACGCAGCUCCCAACCCUCCGUCCUGGGAAAUGCUGGUGCAGGGCUUCAGUGGCCUCACCCUCAGCCUGGGAGCCAACAGACCAGGCCCCCUCCUGGAGGGGCCUCUGCAGCAACAGGAACCAGAGGAGAUGUGCCAGCUAAAGAGGCAGCAGGAAAGUGUCAGGAUGCUCAAGUAGAGGGCAGGAGCAGGCUGAGGUCUGUCUGGCCCCCAAAAGAUGGAGGUGAAAAAAGGAUUCAGACAGUGCUGCACUUAAAGCUCAAGAGCCUGGACUCUUCUGACGUCAAGGCAGUCAGCUGCCUUUGGAUGAGCCCCAGCACUUGUGCUAGGAUGGGAACUGUCCUAGGAAAGGCCCCCACGUUGCUGCCUAUGUCUUUUAGCAUGCCUUUUUGGGUAUGGUACCAGGGAUCCCUGAAUGCCCAUGAUGUGAUUCACACACUGAGGGUUUUCACUGAUUUUCCUAGGAAAUCAGCACUGCUCCUUCCCAAGUUUGUCAAAUAGAACCAACACAACAUGUGUAUAUAUGUUUAUAUACGUAUAUCUAUGUAUAUGUGUGUAUGUAGAGAAGACAUACAUAGUAUAUAUGUCUUCCACUUGCCUUCUCAAUGUGCAUUUAUUGAGUGAUUCCCCACUAGGAAUCACUAGGUACUAUGAAAUGCAUGUGCCAGGUAAGAGAGGGAGGGAAGGAGGGAGAGAGAGAGAGAGAGAGAGAGAGAGAGAGAGAGAGAGAGAGAUUGACUUGCAUCUUCCAGAAACUGAAGCAAGAGAAUGCAGGCUUAAGGCACCUACCUACCCAAUGUAACUACCUACCCAGUGUACAUCCAGUGGUGUGAACCCAUGUGGAAGAAGAGAAGUUUUCCUCCUUAACCAUGGUGGUUAAUGGUGGCUCCCUGGUGGAAUUUCUCAUGUGUCCACUCAGUUAAUGGUCAUAGCAGACCUUGACGUGGGGGUUUGGAACUGUGUGCCUUCCCCCUUCCCACUCCUUCCCUCGGGCUCUUAAUCUGGUCAAUAAAAUAAAGGCACACAAGCGGUUCAGGAAAGCCAUAGUUUCAUUCAGACGAGGAUGCAAAGAGAUGAGAAGCUCAAGUAUGUCUGCUGGUAUGCAUGCUGGGGGCAGCAUGGACAGUCUGCAUGGGGGCAAGGACUGUAGUGAAGGAAGUUUUGGGUGGCAUCAGUUUGAGCUCAGAAAUUGGUGGUAACUGGUGAAUGUCCCAUGAUUUCCUGUAAUGACACUGUAUAUAACCGUGGCCUGGCUAUACACAUACUAUUGACUAGAAGCUGGACAGGGGAGCAUUUGGCCUUCAGAUUUUCCCUUUCUGGUCAAGGGCCAGCAGUGGAAAGUCCUCUAAAUGGGUUUAUUAGUGGUAGUACUGGGGAUUUGUGUGUGCUGUGUUCUGUAGCUCUGAAAGACACUGAUCAUCCAAAGAGAGCAGCGGGAACAGCAGAAUGCAUCCUUUGUUGAACUGAUAAAAAGGACAGCAUUUUACCUGCCUGAGGGCCACAGGGGGUUGGGGAGGAGACAAGACAGGGCUUAUUCAAAUGAGAAGUUGGCCAUUGUUCCAGGUUUCUGCCUAGCAGCCACUCUGUACUAGACACAGGAAUGCCAUGUAUGCUUAAAGGGAACCUGCUAUUAACCUCCAGGCUCAUUUUAUCUUGCUACUCGCUGGACUGAAUUGAAAUCAUGAUCAUGAUCGCUCUGGAGCAGUGCCCAGUGCACAGCCUCUGAAUGACAGAGACAGCUGGUGAAGACCUUCCUGCCAGCCAUUAUGGGAUACCUUGAUACCCAUGUGGGUAAAGGCUUAUGGCAGGAUAACCGCUGUCCCUGGACAUUUGACCCUGAGAAGCAGAGCCUCUUUACUGAGUAACAGAGGGAACAUGUGUGAGACCUGUCACUCUCUGUGCUGUUUGUCAUCCUUAUUCUUUUAUGGCCCUUGACCUGCAGUCUCUCUGUACAGGGCAUCACCUCUGUCUCUGUCUGAGCAGAGGGACAUGUCAGGGUGCACAUGUGUGUUUCAACUUCCCCACAUGGAAGUGAUUUGCUCUUUUCAAGUCUACAGUGUCCUGUGAUUGUACCAGACAGCAUGAAAUCCCCUGUUCCAACUGUGAAAACUGGUUCUCUUCUAUGAGCACCUGCCUCCUGUUGUUAAUGUGUACUGGAAUGUUAGCAAGUGCUUUUGUCAGAGAUUCUGAAACGUACGGAAACUGUGUAGUGAUCUCCACUCUAAUGCUGGAGACACCUUAUUUGUUCAAAUGAGGAGCUGGCCAUUGUUUGUGAGUUUUGUAACUCAUUGUCUAAGCCAUGCUACUGACUAUGUGAAGACUUAAAAUUCUAUU
Messenger RNA from Psammomys obesus (fat sand rat), 2747 nucleotides. RefSeq names its product protein FAM156A/FAM156B-like. The coding region runs from base 1 to 591 and encodes 196 amino acids. The transcript has a single exon. NCBI's taxonomy places the organism in Eukaryota, Metazoa, Chordata, Mammalia, Rodentia, Muridae. The record is from RefSeq and is a predicted model, not a curated record. Gene Ontology annotation, biological process: epigenetic programing of female pronucleus. Gene Ontology annotation, cellular component: nucleus.